Messenger RNA from Branchiostoma floridae (Florida lancelet), 1702 nucleotides. RefSeq names its product SUMO-conjugating enzyme UBC9-B. The transcript is spliced from 7 exons. Gene Ontology annotation, molecular function: SUMO conjugating enzyme activity. The coding region runs from base 117 to 599 and encodes 160 amino acids. Gene Ontology annotation, biological process: protein sumoylation. The record is from RefSeq and is a predicted model, not a curated record. NCBI's taxonomy places the organism in Eukaryota, Metazoa, Chordata, Leptocardii, Amphioxiformes, Branchiostomatidae. Gene Ontology annotation, cellular component: nucleus.
UAAGUGAACUAUUCUUCAGCUGAAAUCUCGCGAUAGUUGGGUCAGAGUUGUGCGAGAUUUGGAGGUCGACGGCCAUUUUUACUCCGUGGUAGAGAGAGCGCGCACUCAAACCCGGUAUGUCUGGAAUAGCAUUAGGACGUUUGUCAGAGGAGAGAAAAGCUUGGAGGAGGGACCACCCCUUUGGCUUUGUGGCCAAACCAACCAAAAAUGCUGAUGGAACCUUGAACCUGAUGAACUGGGAGUGUGCAAUCCCUGGUAAAAAGGGAACACCAUGGGAGCAGGGUCUGUAUAAGCUGCGGAUGCUGUUUAAGGAUGAUUACCCCUCCUCGCCACCAAAAUGCAAGUUUGAACCACCCCUGUUCCACCCCAACGUGUACCCAUCUGGCACUGUGUGUCUAUCACUUCUUGAUGAAGACAAAGAUUGGAGACCAGCCGUUACCAUCAAACAGAUCUUGCUAGGAAUCCAGGAACUUUUGAAUGAGCCUAACAUCAAAGACCCUGCACAGGCAGAAGCAUACUCCUUGUACUGCCAAAACCGAGCAGAGUAUGAGAAGAGAGUUCGCCAGCAAGCAAAGGCCUUUGCAGACCCGGAAAGUUAAGCUAAAGGUCAAGAACAGUAUUGGAAAGGCAUUUUGUUCAAGUUAUUCAUUUGAAGUAUUUUCUCCCCCCCCCCUCCCCAUAUACAACAAACAAAUCUGUGAGCAGGUUAAGCCUCAUCCCUAGUCAAUAGCUGUUUUACUUUAUUAACAUUCCUAAAUGUACUUUCUUAUAUGACUCAUUUCAGUGUUGUUACCUUCUAUUACCGUCUCAUGGAGGAGUAUUUAUACAAUCAAGUACCUUAUAUAACUAUAUAGAAGAAGAGUUGGGGAAAGUGAUGGUAUAUUUCUUACUUGACUUGUUCCAUUUACAUGUAAUUCUUAUCUAAUGUCAGAUUAACUACCGCACAUCCUUGAGAAAGUUGAGUUCAACUCAAAGCUGUGGGAUUUUUGCAAUUUGGGCAUGCACUCUAGUUUUCAUAGAAAUUUAGCUUCACAUCUUAUAUGCCUUUUAUGCUAACAAUCUGCUCUUGUGCCACUUAAGAUUUCCUCAGAUUAAGAAGUGUCUAAUGUACUAGAUGUGGUGCUGACAUAGAGACACAUGCACUUGUCACGCAACUUUCCUUUAUUUCUGCCAUGUAACUUGAUUUUUAAAAGGAUUAAACAUCUGACAAACUCAAAAUUGCUACACAGUAUAACAUUGUACAAAGCAUUUCUUAUUUUGCCAACCAUAGUUAGGUGGAUGGACUUGUAUCAGUUUGCAGAAAAUCUAUUUAAAAGCAUCAAAAUUACAUUGUACUGCUACUAGCAUAUGUACUACAUAUGUACUGCUACUAGCAAUUUUGACCUGCCCAUUCAAGCAAACCAUAUUUGUGUUUUUCCUGUGAAGAAAUAGUUGUUAAAGCAGUGUAAUUAUUAGUCAUUGUUUAAGUGGAGAGUUGUCCAUUUUAAGCUGAAAGCUAAGCCACUUCAUUGUAAAGGAUACCCUAUCUUCAAGAGCAUGUCAAAUGCAACAAUAUCUUAUCAAAUUCUUAGUUUAUUUAUUGUACUUUGGUGUAGUAAAUGAUUUUUCAGAUUGUCGUAGUUGUAAGUUGUAGAAAGUUUUCUCCAUGCUUGAGGCUGGUUUGUUCAUGAUAGUAACAUAUGUAUAAAUGUGUCAUAGAUUA